CAGAUUGCAGGGAAAGACAAUCUCCUGCUCACCGUAUAAGGAUGGGAGAAGAUCCGAUACCUCCGCGUCCGCGGAUCCCAGCUAGUUGGCGAAGAUGUCCGUAACCGGUGGCGUCGCGACCAGCCGGACGACCGUUGGCCGGAUGUGCCCUGCCCAGAGUGGCUGUUCGCGUUUGAAGCUGAAGCGGACGCGUACGAGGCAUUUGAUGGUGUCGCGAAGGAUAUCAGGGAGAAGAGGUGUGCGAGGCCGGUGUUGCCGCCUGAGCUUUCGCCGUGAGUAUGAACGGGAUGCAGGAUGUGCUUGGCGAGGAUCUCGGAAUUUAUGAAUGUUGGUUGCUGAUAUUGUGUCGCUCCUCAGACUUGACCCUAAACCUCUUUGCCACUGGAAAGAGGCAGGCGUGAAUAAGGCAGAUUAGUGUGCUCGAGGACAAUCCAUUCUCAGUGCACGCUCUGUUCUCAUCUGUUCCGCUUGGAGCGCGCGCGAAGAUCUCGAUUGCUCUCGCUGCCUCAUUCCCGUGUUAAUUCCCGCGUGAAUGCAGUAUGGUGAAGCGCCGGGGCCGUGCUCUGCACCGACCAUCCACAGGACCCCUCGUGGUCACGUCCACAACCCAGCGGUUAUAUGGCGAUACGAUUCGCAAAUAGCCGAGCCACAGGAGUUAUACGCUGUAAGAAAGCCCCAAUGCUAUCACUGGCUUCUCCCAAGUCCCAACGAAUGCCUACGCCCCGUCAAUCGUACGUGCUUACACGCUGACUCCCUUGAUGAAAGCAUGGUAAAGACCAGCACGCUUGUACACUGCCCUGUCUUCAUGCCUUCAAUGAUAAAGUUGACGAG
Messenger RNA from Coniophora puteana RWD-64-598 SS2, 831 nucleotides. RefSeq lists its product as uncharacterized. Lineage: Eukaryota; Fungi; Basidiomycota; Agaricomycetes; Boletales; Coniophoraceae. The annotation marks the transcript as partial. The transcript has 5 exons. The record is from RefSeq and is a predicted model, not a curated record.